UGAAGAAUGGAAGAUCUCUACAUCAACACCUCACAGGACAUAAUAUAUGAUUACAGCAACUUCAGCUUUGACUAUGAAUAUUACAAUAAUGUAGAUAUGAAUUAUUAUUAUGAAUAUAAAAAACUCCAGUUCAUAAUGCACAUGGUGACAUGCAUCAUCAUUUGCAUCGGCCUACCUUCAACCCUCGUGGCCAUCUAUGCUGUUUAUUCUCAGGUACUUUCUGACCUCAUUCAGCUCUGCAGCUUCAUUGUAAUGGAGGCACAAUCUGAGAAGUGGGAGAUAAUUGCAUUAUUUGUUAACAAUUUUGGUGUGGCAGCCAGUGUUGGCUUCAUGGUGUGUAUCGCCCUGGAAAGGUAUUUGGUCAUCGCCUGCCCGCUGUGGUACCGCUUCAGACGAACCAUCAAGACCUCUGUGGUGGUCUGUGUCAUGGUAUGGGCCCUUAUUCUUGUUGUUCUUCUCACUUUCUAUUUCUGGGUUCAUCCUGAGAUCAUAGAUACCGUCUCCGGCAUCUUCCUCCUCCUGCCCCUCCCAGUGUUCAUAUUCUUCCUGGGUGGGACCCUCAAAGCCCUGUCUGCCAGCCGAGUCCCCUCUGAUGAAAAACGACGAAUUGUGGGAAUUUUGGUUCUGGUGCUGCUUAUUUACAUGCUGCUGUUUCUGCCCAGGAUAAUUUAUUUCCUGACAUACACAUGGAACUAUAUCUUUGACAUGCUGUCCCUAAUGUUUGUUAAACUGAGUCCUCUUGCAGACUUAGUUCUGUAUGUUUUCAUGAGGAAAGGGACCAUAGACAAGGUUUUGGCCUCUGUGUGUUGCAGAAUGGACAGCAAUGAUAUCAGCAGUUCAACAACAACAGUAUGA
Molecule: messenger RNA, 855 nt
Organism: Morone saxatilis (striped sea-bass)
Lineage: Eukaryota; Metazoa; Chordata; Actinopteri; Moronidae
Product: ovarian cancer G-protein coupled receptor 1-like
Exons: 3
Coding region: 7-855 (282 amino acids)
Biological process (GO): positive regulation of Rho protein signal transduction; phospholipase C-activating G protein-coupled receptor signaling pathway
Cellular component (GO): membrane
Molecular function (GO): G protein-coupled receptor activity
Source: RefSeq, a predicted model, not a curated record